UUCCAUCACCCUUCUCUCUCUCUCUCUCUCUAUCUCUAUGCUCAUCUGAUGACGCGCACCCACAAAAAUCUCCCCCCCUUUUCUCUCUCUCUCUCUCUCUCUAAAAAUCUAGGGUUUCCUUCGAGAGGAAUCAUUUCUCCGAUUGCACCCGACCCCAUCUCCCCCUGAUUCAUCCAAUUUCGAGCCCUAAUCGCGAUUGCCGCUUCGGCGUCGAGAAUUCUCGGGGAUUGCCAUUGGUGCGGGAUUUAGCGAUUUCGGUGCUUUCGUCUCUUUCCUUCUUCUGCAAGUUUCCAUUUUUUUUAUUUUUUAUUUUUAUUUUUGGGGGGCGACAGUGGCUUGCGCUUGCGUAUCCGUUCCGGUAGGUGCGUGAUCGUCGAGAAACGUUACCUCUCGUUCGAUCUGUUGAAGAUUUUGUUUCCUCCCGUGUUGGCGAUUUGAGGCUGUGGCGUUCGGUUUGAAGUCGAGUUGAUGGCUACGGAGAGGGAGGAUGAGGUUGAUUACGAGAGCGAUCCCGAGGAGACGAAGCAGUCGCUGGCGAUGCGGAGGCGGAGAGCCGCGAGCGACGACGAGGAGAGCGAAAAGGAAGAGGAGGCGCCGGAAUCUCGAAUGGGUCGGAUUCGCUCCGAGGAUUCCGACAGCGAGGGCGGGGCCGCCGAUUAUGACGACGAAGAGGGCGAGUUAGAGGAGGAGGAGGAGUUGGACGGAGAGGAGGAAGAGGAGGAAGGCCAUUAUGAGGAUGCGGAGGAAGCGGUUGAUGAGGAGGAAGUGAAUGGGAGGCGUGUUGGGGAAGUGGAGAGGAAUGACGGCGUCGACAUGGGGCAUGAGGAGGAGAAAGAGGCGGUCGCUCGAGAUGCCGGGGGUGAGGGUCAGGUAGCCGUGGAUGAGUCUCUGGGCGAGUGGGGGGAGGACCAGGCAGAAGAUCAGGUGGAGAAGAAGGAGAACGAGCCUUUUGCGGUACCCACUGCUGGGGCCUUUUACAUGCACGAUGAUCGAUUUCGGGACAAUGCAGGUGGCCGCAACAGGCGGACUUUUGGUGGUAGGAAGCUGUGGGAAUCAAAGGAUGAGAGGAAGUGGGGCCAUGACAAGUUUGAAGAGAUGACCAUACAAGACAGGCGCUUUGAUGAGAGAAGGAGGACUCCCAGAGGUAAUUAUCGAGGUCGUGGUAGAAACCGGGGUGCUGACCGUGGGUAUGGUAGAGGGAACAGAGCAAGAGCUUUUGAUAACAAUAGUCCAGCUGGCACAGGUAAUAACAGUGGCAAUCAAAGCCAAGUACCUAGAGGCGUGAGAGGGAGAGGGCCUAGAAGAUAUGAAAGUUCUCUCAAGAAGAGCAAUCAUGCACCUUCAAAUUAUAACAAACAAUACAAGAAGGCUCAUGAAGAAGCUUCACAAGAUAACUCGGGGCAAGUGUUUACAUCCACUUUGAAUACAGAAGUUGAUGCAGCUCCUGCGAAAAAACAUAUUGCUUCGAGUUUGAAUUAUGCUUCUCCACCUUUUUAUCCUUCCAGCUCUUCUAGUAAGGAUAUUGCUUCAACACAGAAAAAGGAUGUGCAAGUUGGAAAUCUUAAUAGGAACAAUCGUGGUUCUGUGGUGGAUGACAAUUUUUCUGGGCGUCCUUCUAGUGCAUUGUUGCGAGGAAAGAACAUAGCUAAUUCAGUUGGCAUAGAUAAGCUCUCCAUCGAUGAUUCUGUCAUUACUUCUGCUGCGAAACCUUUGGCCUCUUUGCAUGUUGCUCCUACUGGUUCAUCUGUCAACACUUCUCAGUCUUUUCAGACUAAGGCUCAAGGAAGGGCGAUGGCUCCCCCCGCAGGACGGAUGCCUUAUCAAAAUAACCCUUCCCAGGGCCAAAGCAAUAGAUUAUUGCCACAAGUGCAGGUCCAUGCUGGUCAGAGAAGUGCUGCCCCAAAUAGAGUUCAAACUUCCUCUCAAGUGCCAGGACAGCGUCCUGGUAGUGGAUCUCAAGCUUCAUCUCCGCCUAAAACAGCUGCUUCCGUAAAUUCAUAUGAAACUGCAGAGAUGGAAUCUGCUUCUGAACCGAACAAGUCAGCUGGGGCUUUGGUUGGAAAGGGAAAAGGCAGUGUUCAAGGAGGUGGGAGGGGCUCUUUUGUUUAUAGUGGUGCUCAUGUCAUGGGGGCUGGUGGGAAUAUGGGCGUUGGUCAUGGUGACCAAAACUUCCCUGGUACUCCAGCAUUUUUACCUGUUAUGCAAUUUGGUGGUCAGCAUCCUGGAGUCCCAGCUGUCGGCAUGGCAUUUCCGGGAUAUGUUGCCCAGCCCCAACUUGGUCUGGGGGGAAAUUCUGAGAUGACAUGGUUACCUGUACUCGCGGGUGCCGCAGGAGCUUUAGGGGCUACAUAUUGUUCACCAUACCUUGCUGUUGAUGGUGCUUAUCAUGCUCCUUCAGGGCAGACAACUUCAAUGGGCACGGCAAGCAAGGAAGGUCAGCCAAACAAACCGAACUCUGAAUGGAAGCCCUCUCAGAAACCUGAACUUGUAAGUGAGGAACAUGGACAGCGACAAAAUAAACCUCGUAGAUACUCAGAGAUGAAUUUCGGCCAGUGAAGCAUCAAUAAUGUGCAGACUGAGUUAGCAAGUUUAAGGCCGCCUCUUAGGCCCUUGUGAUUUCCAGCUUUUGGUCUGGUGCACUUUGGGCCAACAAAUGUCCCGAGAUAGGUUAGGUUAUGUGGCAAAUACCUGGUCAUGCUGCAGUCAAGUUGAGAACCGUAUUGUAGCUUGACGGGUGGUAGUUUCUUGUUUAAUGUAAGGUGUUCUGUUACUCGUCGGAUUUACCUGUGGUUUGAUUUCUAAAACAAGCCUGUGAGAGAGAGAUAUGGUGACAGGCUUUUCCAGAGAGCUAAUAAGAAAAUGAAAAAAGAAGAAUCGAUGUGCUGCAGCAGCUGUUAUGAGACAUGAAGUUGAUAACUAUCGUGUGGUUACGUUCUGUGUCCGUGACAUUUGCAUCUUUGUGAUGCCCUGUUUUCUGGUUUGGUUAAUGCAUGGUUUUUACUUAUAUUCUGAAGAACAUUCUUCCGGGACAUGACUUGGCUCUAGUAGCACGAUCCAAGUAUAACGACUUUAUUGAGUGGGUCAAUGAUUCUUUUCCAUAAACUAUCUGUACCAUCUAUUUUCAAACUUCAAUAGGCAUUGGAAGCAUGUCUGCUAUUACAUAUA
Molecule: messenger RNA, 3165 nt
Organism: Eucalyptus grandis
Lineage: Eukaryota; Viridiplantae; Streptophyta; Magnoliopsida; Myrtales; Myrtaceae
Product: protein MLN51 homolog
Exons: 13
Coding region: 469-2556 (695 amino acids)
Biological process (GO): mRNA processing
Cellular component (GO): exon-exon junction complex
Molecular function (GO): mRNA binding
Source: RefSeq, a predicted model, not a curated record